AUGAUCCAACGACCGCACGCAACACAAGACGCUGCCCACCAAAGCAUCAUUUUUCAAUUUGCCGUCAGCCAAGAAGCACUCAUGCGUUGGAUGUACGUGGCAGCGAUUUUGCUUUUGCAGCUCGUUCAUGCCCGCCUCAUCGUUGACUGGCCCCACAAGCGGUCGCUCGACGAGAAGAAGGCGAUGGCGAUCGCAUUUGUUGAAGACCAGCUCCAGAAGCACGCAGUCCCGGGCUUUGCACUCUCGAUCGUCUACCAGAACGAGACAGUCCUCACCCGCGGCUUUGGUACCAAGCAAUACGGCAACGACUCGAAUGUAGUGACUGAAAACACGCAAUUUCAGAUUGGGUCGUUCACCAAGACGUUCAUUGCACUCGGAAUUGCCAAGCUCGUGGAUGAAGGUCGCUUGAGCUGGGACGACCCGGUCAAACUGCGGCUUCCGUGGUUUGAGCUCGCUGACAAGUACGCAGAGAAGUACACGACGCUCGGUGACCUUGCGGCCAUGAACUCAGUCCUCGGUGCAUUCGAAGGCGACAUUGUCUGGGGUAUUAGUGUACACCCCAACGAGCGCAGCCUCGUGCAAUCGCUGGGUACCUUCAAGACCACCCGACACCUCCGUGCCGGCUACGCGUAUGCCAACUUGAACUUUGAGAUCCUCGGCCAAGUGCUCGAGCACCAGACCAACAUGACAUGGUCGCAGUACCUCCACAAGACGUUCUUCACGCCGAUCGGCAUGGUCAACACGUACGGGUCGGUCCCGGACGUGCCUGCAAACGGCGACCUCUCGUUCGGCCAUGUCAUCUGUAACGGCAAAGUCGCUGGCCCGUACGAUUUGCGAUCGUCGCCCGAGAUUGCACUUGGGUACAAGAACGGGCACCUCGCCGCCGGGUCGAUGCUCUCGACGGCGUCGGACUUGGCGCUCUUCUCCAAGUUUCUCCUUUCGAAAGGCGCGGGUAUCUUUCGCUCGCCCAAGACAGUCGAAACCUUGAUCACGGGUCACAACUUCCAAGCGAUGUUUGCGCCGCUCGCAAAGCUCGUCGGCAUGUCGUACAACCCGGACGGCGGCUCCAUGACGGCUGGCUACGGCUUUGAUAUCACUGGCAACCUUAUGUACGGUCGUCAUUACUUUGACAAGAGCGGCGAUACGAUCGCGUUCAAGACACGGACGGGGUUCCUUCCAAAGGAAGAGCUUGGCAUCGUGCUGCUUGCGAAUGCCAAGCCGGCGGGUGGUCCGACCGAAGACGAGUUUUUGUCGGACCGCAUCCGCACGUACGUGGCUGGCAUCUUCCUCGACGUCGAGCCGGCGCUUCUUCUCGGUCUCCGUGCACAAACGUUAGCAGCGCGCGCCAAGGAGCUGCCUGCGCAAUGCAGCGAGCACACGUUUGGCGGCAAGUCGUGGACCGAGAUGGGCAGCGUCCUGCCUGAAGCGGCGCAGAAGAACCUCGUGGGGACGUACGCGCCAAGAGAGUCCGCUACCUACUAUGGCAAUGUCACCAUCUCGCGCGCGGGCGACCGCCUCCAGCUGCACUACGGUGCGUACACGGCCCCGCUGUACGCUGCGCGCGACAUGUCGUCGACGUUGCUUUGGGCCCUUGACGCCGUCGCAGGCGCCGAAAUCUUCAUUCCGGUCGAGGGCCUGGAGACGGCGACGCCAACCUUUGAGUUGAGUGUCCCGUAUACUAAAGUCCAGGCGUCGUAA
Messenger RNA from Saprolegnia diclina VS20, 1698 nucleotides. RefSeq lists its product as hypothetical. NCBI's taxonomy places the organism in Eukaryota, Oomycota, Saprolegniomycetes, Saprolegniales, Saprolegniaceae. The record is from RefSeq and is a predicted model, not a curated record. The transcript has 3 exons. Bases 1 to 1698 code for a protein of 565 amino acids.